UCUGGAGAGAGAGAGAUGAAGGAAAUUCAAAUUCCCAGGAAAAACUCUACGCGCUCAUCUGAUCCCGCAACGAAGAGGAUCAUCAUCAAGGAUCCUGAGCUCAAGAAUCGAAAGAGACAGAGCGCAACCGUCGGAAGCACGAAGGAUCCAUCUGAUUUCGAUCCGAUCUAUUUCGCGAUCUCCGAUCACGAAGCUGAGAGUUUCCUGCAAGGAUCGAGUGUAGACCUCUUACCAACGCCAGAGAUUUGUGACGACGAAUCUCCAGUUUCAACCGUUACUGAUGAUAAGGCUUUUCACGUCAUCGACGCUGCGAUUGCUGCGGACUUGCCUGCUUCUGUGCAGUCCUUGCGCGACGAGAUCAGCGACCUGAAGAAAACGAUCUGUUCAGUUGAGAGUUCUGAUGAAAGUAAACGGAUCGAUGGAGCUGUUACUCUCAAGUUCCGCGUUGUGGUUUUCGCUUUCGUCCUUUGGGCUCUCUUUGCUGCGGUUGUGGUCGGAGUCAGCUCAGGAGAGGAGGUUGCUUACUCUGGACCACUUCCAACUUGAAGGAUACAAAGUCACAACAAUCCAUUGAUUCUGUGAAUCGUCAGGAUCUUGGGUGCUGUCACUGAGAAACCAGGGGCCAAAAACUCAACUACUUAUUCGGAAGCCAAGCAUGUAAAAGGUGGAAGCAUAUACAUAUGGAAACAAUUCUACAGAUAAGUAUUUCGUAUUUGUUCUCUGAACAGUGUUGAGCUGAUAUUUCUAAUUGAUAUUGGCAACUUUAGUCUUAUUUAGUGGUUAAUAAUUGAUAUGUUUAAGAAAGCCCUUUAAAAAGAAACAAAAUGUUAUCUCAUCAAUACUUCACU
This is a messenger RNA of Brassica napus (rape), 848 nucleotides long. Its product is annotated as protein SINE3-like. The record is from RefSeq and is a predicted model, not a curated record. Bases 16 to 546 code for a protein of 176 amino acids. Lineage: Eukaryota; Viridiplantae; Streptophyta; Magnoliopsida; Brassicales; Brassicaceae. The transcript is spliced from 4 exons.